Messenger RNA from Rotaria socialis, 1854 nucleotides. The record is from the annotation of a GenBank genome assembly. NCBI's taxonomy places the organism in Eukaryota, Metazoa, Rotifera, Eurotatoria, Philodinida, Philodinidae.
AUGGCAUUAUCAAAUAACAAAGAUUAUUCAACAAUUAAUGAAAAUUUCAUUUUAUUUAAAGCUUGUGAACAGGGCGAUUUACAAACAUUAGAAAAUUCUCUAAAUUCUUUAUCAUCAUCAGAUAUAAAAUUAAUACGUGAUGAACAACAAGCAACACUUGUUCAUUAUGCUGCACGAUAUGGACAUUUGAGUAUACUUGAAUAUUUAAUAAACAAUAAAAAUUUAGAUAUUAGUCAAUUACGUACAGAACAUGGUGCAACAUGUGCUCAUGAUGCUGCUGUUUGUGAUCAAGUUGAAACACUGAAUUACAUAUUUCAUUAUCAUCAAUUAAAUAAUCAUAAUAGACCAGAUCCAUUUCAAAAACUUCGUUGGACUGUUCGAGAUGAACAAGGAAAUACACCAUUACAUCUUGCGGCUGCUUAUGGUUCAAUGAGAAGUCUUCAUUAUUUAAUUGAGCGUGAAUCAGCUGAUCCACAUAUACGAUCGUAUAAUGGAUUUCAACCAAUUCAUUAUGCUGCUUCAUCUGGUCAUGCUAGUUGUGUGAAAUUAUUAUUAUCUAUUGCACCAGAUACAGUUAAUGAACAAACGAAUACGUUAUUAACACCUAUUUAUCUCGCUUGUCAAUAUGGAUCAAACGAUACAAUUAAAAUAUUAUCUUCAUGUGGAGCUAAUUUUAACUUAAGAGAUGAAAAUGGUUUGAAUUGUUUACAUGCUGCUUGUCAAAGUUCACAUCUUCAUGUAGUUCAAUGGCUGGUUGACACACAAAAUGCUAAUGUCGAUGAUGUCGAUUAUAUGAAUAAUACUCCACUUCAUUAUGCAGCCGCAGUUGGUAACGAAGCUAUUUUAACAUAUUUAUUAGAAAAAAAUGCUCAGCUUAUAACAUCGAGUAAUGGCAACACUGCAUUACAUGUGGCUGCUGAAAAUGGCCAUCAAGCUGCAUGUGCUAUAUUAAUUGAACGUGGUUCUUGUUCAGUAACGUUACGUAAUAGUUCUCAAUUGACACCAGUUGAUCUAGCAAAUCAGUAUGGCUUUCCAGCACUUGCUAAUGAGCUUCGUCUUCACGAAACUUCGUUGCCAUUUUAUGAAAACUCUUCCCCAGUUAGUUCAAAAAUUCAAUUGGAAAACGCAACUAUUAUACGACUAGUUGUCAAAAAACGUAAUGUUGAACGGUUUGAUGCUGCAAAUCAAGUUGAUGAAAAUGAAUUAACAACGAAUACAACGAAUGAAAUGAACUCUUCGGCAAUGGAUGGAUCAUUUUCAUCAAAAAAAUUAACAAAUGAACGUUUUGAUUUAUCUGAACUCCGUGCUCGUGUUGAAAAACACGAAGCUAGUAGAAUUAGUACAAUGACAAAUGGUGAUGUUGUUUCUAAUGUUCUUAUGCAUAGUAUGGAUUCUCUUAAUCAACAAAAUAAGAGUCGUCGACGUGCAAAAGUAGCAUCGGAAAGAUAUGCACCAUGGCUUAAAACGGGUAACAUGACACCAGAGGCAUUUGAACAAGAAAUUCAAAAAAUUGGAUCGAAUUUACGUAAAGUACGACGUGAUAGCUUAUUGAAAAUGGAAGAAACAGAUUCAAAUAUUGACGUUGAACGAUCACGACAGAGCCGACCACUCGGGCGUCCCGUAAUCGCGCCAACAAGAAGUGAAGAAUCAUCAUUGACUUCUGAUGGUGAAUAUUCAAAUAAUCAAAAUAGUAGAACGUCAAAAAGGCUUGAAUCUGAAAGGAGUCCCAGCGUCGUCCCAGUUACUGAAUCACAUCAGUUUACAGCUUCAUCUUCUACAAUGACUUCACAUUAUGGCAAACCAGAUUGGCAGCGUGCUCUAAUUGAACGUCGUCGAACCGGAGCUGCGGAAUAA